Messenger RNA from Acipenser ruthenus (sterlet), 2539 nucleotides. RefSeq names its product myozenin-1-like. The coding region runs from base 186 to 1115 and encodes 309 amino acids. Gene Ontology annotation, molecular function: telethonin binding; FATZ binding; actin binding. Gene Ontology annotation, cellular component: actin cytoskeleton; Z disc. The transcript has 6 exons. NCBI's taxonomy places the organism in Eukaryota, Metazoa, Chordata, Actinopteri, Acipenseriformes, Acipenseridae. The record is from RefSeq and is a predicted model, not a curated record.
CUGACUUGCCUGCCCUUUAACCAGCCCUUAGUCCUGUGCAGACCCCCACAGACUGUGAUGCAGAGAGGCGAGCCGCAGGAUUUCUUUGUCUUUAUUUAUUGAGUCAUUGAUUGAUUUCUCCCCCUUUCUUGAAACUUUUUUUUUUAACUUUUCUCAAGAAGGAUUCUCCACUCCAAUCAGCAGCCAUGCCUCUGUCCGGGACCCCAGCACCCAACAAGAGGAAAAAGUCCACGAAAGUGAUCUCCAAGAUCAUGCAGGUUGUGGAUGAGGGAGAACUGAACCUGGGGAAGAAGAUCAGCACUCCCAAAGACAUCAUGCUGGAGGAGCUGUCUCUGCUCGGGAACAAGGGCUCCAAGAUGUUCAAACAACGGCAGAAAAGGGUGGAGAAAUUCAUCUGGGAGAACAACCCUGACAUCUUCAAUGAUGAGUCCAUGGACAAUUUCCAGAAGUUUGUGCCGAGCCUGGGCGGGGCGAUGCAGUCUGGCCACAGCAUGAUGGAUGUGGGGGGUCACCUGGUCAGCGGUCAGAUGGUGGGCCAGGCGGGCACAGGGAGACAGCAGCAGGCGCCGGUCCCUCCUCCCAAACCAGGCAUGGGCGGGGCUGGGGGAGGAGCUGGAGGGGCUAGGGGAGUAGCUGGAGGGGCUGGAGGAGGAGCUGGAGGGGAUGUCACCAUGCAGACCAGCCAUGGACAUGGUGAGGGCGAAGCUCAUCAGAGUGCAGGGAAGGGCAGAUCGAAGCAGAGCAUUACCAUGGUGAGGACUUACAUAUCUCCAUGGGAACGGGCAAUGCGAGGGAAUGCGGAGCUGACGGCCACCAUGAGAUCCAGCAUGCCAGGGCCCUGCAGCCACAAGGACCUGGUGAAGUACAAGAGCUUCAACAGGACCGCCAUGCCCUACGGAGGGUACGAGAAAGCCUCCAAGCUGAUGACCUUCCAGCUGCCGGAGUUCGACACUGCGCCGGAGGAGCCAGAGCACCCCGUGAUCUACCAGCACGACAUCAACUCCCGCCCCUGCUUCAACCGCACUCCCAUCGGCUGGGUGGGAAGCGGGGAGCCCUGCCAGCUGUCUGUGGAUCUGGAGAACGUGCCUUUUGAAGGGGAGACCGACGACCUGUGAACUACACCGCACUGACACACACUGACACACACAUAAACACACAGUGAUACACCUAGACACACAUAAAUACAUACACACACAAAAACACUGACACAAACACACUGACACAUGCAUAAACACACACAAUGACACACCUAGACACACACUGACACACAAACAAAUACGUGAACACACCACUGACACACACUCAAUCCCCACUGACACACAAUCACAUGUGAACACACACACAGACACACGAACAUGCACACACGCUGACACACGGAAACACACACGCAUGCACACAAAAUGUCCUUUUGUAGCUUGAUGCUUCAUUUAUUAGUGCUCUGAUGAAUCUUUGAAUAUUCGCUCUAUUUAAUUAGCUAUAAGAAACGGUUUGAAAAGGCUACUGUUGUACACCAUGGUAAGAAUGUAGUAAGUCACAGUAAAAGCAUGGUAAAGUAAAGGCUUCAAUAUUCACAUAUUUUUGCUUGGGCACUAAUAUUCCCUGAAUACAUUAUUUUAUUACCCUAAAGGACUUAAUGAUGUCAUCUUUAGCCCCCCCCCCUUUCCAAACAAAUCAAUAUAGAUUUCUAUAUUUCUAUAGGCUUUAUAUAGGACUUUUUCACCUAGGGGAACCAUACAAUCCAGACCCUUCUAUGGUGACCCUCUAGUGCAAUAUUUCGAAUUAUGAUUAUGAUAAUAAUAAUGAAUAGCACUGUUAAUAAAAAGGAUAUGAAUAUUAUAAAGAGUUUUAGACUGGUAGUUGUGUUCUCUUUGAAUGUGUGCCUUGCACUGCCUUGCCCGUCCUUGUUUUAGGAAAUGCCACAGAUUAGAGAUUGUGGGGCUCUGGUUCUUUAAAUGCCUUUCCAAACCAGUUGGUUCCAGGUUUAAUUUAUCACUUUCAUUUAUCUUGCCACUUCCACACUAUAGGGUCACUUCCUCUCUGCGCAGCUGGUAUUAGGGCCCCCCGUGCUGAGCCUCUUUUUGUUGGGGACUGUAAUACCUGCUGCACAGACAUGAAAUGACUCUACAGUGUUGGGGGCAGGAUAAGGCUCUUCACCAAUGAAGGGAAAAUAAAGUCAUUUUUAAAGAAGACAGGUAAACAGCAAAGAAUCAGGAGAGUGCAAGAAUGCUGUUUAAAGUCUUGGUUAGAUACAACAGGAGAAUGGCUCUGUGUUACCCAGCCCCUCGCACAGACAAGCUCACAGCUGCUUUCUACACCAGCACUCUCUCUCUGUCUCACUCUUACCACUGGAAUAUAUCAAAACGGAAAGAAAAAAUAUCAGAUGGAAGUGCAUCUGUCUUCUUUUUCUUCUUUAUUAAACGUAAGAAACAUUUUAAAAAUUCUGUUUUCUCGUUGUUUCUUUUUUUCAAUCUGUAUAAAUAUUCACCCCUUGCUAAGAUUUUGCAUGCUCACUUUUUGAAUAAAUUGAAUAAAUCAGAAA